This is a messenger RNA of Mytilinidion resinicola, 1470 nucleotides long. RefSeq lists its product as uncharacterized. The transcript has a single exon. Lineage: Eukaryota; Fungi; Ascomycota; Dothideomycetes; Mytilinidiales; Mytilinidiaceae. The record is from RefSeq and is a predicted model, not a curated record. Bases 30 to 1322 code for a protein of 430 amino acids.
AUGUUCAGAAGCAUGAGCAGAUCUCGCAGAUGGCUAGCAUAUACUCAUCAGCUUCCGUGACUUUAAUCGCAUCGGCCGGAGAAGACGCAAAUGCUGGGCUGGCUGGGGUUAGCCCAAUGUCAAGGACAGGUUGUGGAUAUCUAGUUGCUCCAGGCGUUCGCUUGGAUCAUAGAAUAGAGACCAUUGGAGACAACAAGGUUAACACGAAGUAUUACUCCAGGGCCUGGACUUACCAAGAGCAGCUCCUCUCGAAGCAAUGCCUGUAUUUCGCGAAAGAUUUUGUGCGUUUCGAAUGCCAGACCAAUCACUACUGCGAGUACGAAUACAUCCAUGAUGAGCUUGUUCAAGCUAGGGCCAGAUAUGCCAACCCCUUUCUACACUUAUCUCAGACACGGAAAAGCGCAGAACAAGGCGAUUGGGCCAGUGUUUUCGGUUAUAUCGCCGAUUUCAUUAUCAAUUACAGCGCAAAACAACUAUCAUAUUCGACUGACCGGCUCAAUGCAUUCAUGGGUAUUCUCGACGUUCUUUCCAGAGGGAUUGGAUUGAGAUUUGUGCAAGGGGUGCCAAUCGCGCUUAUCGACCUUGCAUUACUCUGGAUACCUGCAGCAGGUACUGUCCGAAGCCGCUCGACCUCGUGUAAUGAUAAUGCAACUCUUUUUCCGAGCUGGUCGUGGAUUGGCUGGAGCGGCAUGGUGGACUACAAGAUGGUAGUAGGAGAGAGAGACGUACAGACGAGGAUACACUCAGUUCGCCUUGAAGACACAUCCGAUACGAUAUAUCUCGAAGGCAGAGUACAAGAGAUUUCUGCUCUUUGGUAUCCCUGGACGUUCAAUUACAACUCUAUGGCGUUGUCUUCCCCCACCAAAGAGCCAACUCAAGGGGGGCCGGGAACACUGAAGUUCAAGGCAUCUGUCCUGGGGAUCGACUCGUUCAGGUUUCAUGCUGGGUGCAGUGGGAUGCAUCACUCAUCCGCAAGCCGCAACUCAACGAUCAACCCAACCUACACGGCAAGUUUAAUUGAGGAUGAAAGGGGCAGGAUGUGCGGAAUGCUGCAUGGUACCGACGACCUUGCGGUAGAUCUCUUUUCUCGGGACAACGUAUACCUAAUACUGCUCUCGGCGACAACAACAGGGUCGAUAUGGGAUCGCAGAGAUAUCAGAAGGUUCGAGGGGAAGGGUGUGCCCAGAGACCUCGACCUUCAAUACGAUGCGUAUGAUCUCGAGAAGCCGUGGCCGCUAUUCAACAUCCUUCUGGUCUCUACGAAGAAUAACGUCUCUGAACGCCUAGCGAUAGGUCAAAUCCACUCUGAUGCUUGGGAGUAAGCAAAGCCGGUUGAAAUGGAGAUCACGCUUGCCUGAUAGCUGACUGGAGCCGUCGUGACCAACGAGCAGGUAGCAGUUGUAGAAUUAGAAUAUUAAAAUGGCCUUUGACACGAAACCCGCGGCAUGUCAUAGACUAAGCAAUCCCCCG